AUGUCACUCAACUAUACCGGGAUUGAAAUCAAGACAGCACAUUCCCUAGAGUCUUGGAAUGGAGGCGUUCUAGUGAUGGUUUCGGGUUCUGUUCAUAUAAAGCAUUUUAAUGGCCGGCAGAAAUUCGUACAAACUUUUUUCCUUGCACCCCAGGAGAAAGGCUACUUUGUUCUUAAUGAUAUUUUUCACUUCAUUGAAGAUGAUCCAAUUAACCAGCAUCCAGUAGCCUAUUUUGCCCAAAGCAAUCUUGAUUCCAAAGUAAAUACUUCAACUGCUAUUCAGGAACAAGUUUCCAAUCACAUGUUCGGUGAAGAUCUCCAAGCGGCCGGAUUUGUAGCUUCAGCUAAUAUCCACGAAAAUGGUCCAGUUGAGAGCUCCAGUUUCCCAGAUGAACAUCUGCAGCAAGUCCCUGAAGCUGAAAACAUUCUUGAAGACAAUUUUGCAGUACAAGCAAAUGGUUCUCUUCAGAGUAUAAUGAACCCUGUGAAAGACCAUCUCUCACCUGUUGAGGAACCUGUUGGGGAGCCCCAGAAGCACACUUAUGCUUCUAUUGUUGCUAAAGGACAAUCUGCACCUUCAGUACCCCGUCAGCCCUCUUUUAACAAGACAACACCUGCUUCUGAGUGGCAUCAUGUUCCAGAACUCUCUAUUCAUCAGCAGGUUGCUUGGCCAAUUGCUCUUGAAAGGUCUGAGGCUGAGGCUGCGGAGGAGGUAUCAGCUGUGGAAGAUGAAGGUGACACUUUCCCCAGUGUUUCUCAUGUUUUAUUAUCACUUAUAUAA
Molecule: messenger RNA, 780 nt
Organism: Ilex paraguariensis (yerba mate)
Lineage: Eukaryota; Viridiplantae; Streptophyta; Magnoliopsida; Aquifoliales; Aquifoliaceae
Source: the annotation of a GenBank genome assembly